This is a messenger RNA of Diplodia corticola, 1431 nucleotides long. RefSeq names its product transcription factor. The coding region runs from base 1 to 1431 and encodes 476 amino acids. The transcript has a single exon. NCBI's taxonomy places the organism in Eukaryota, Fungi, Ascomycota, Dothideomycetes, Botryosphaeriales, Botryosphaeriaceae. Gene Ontology annotation, biological process: regulation of DNA-templated transcription. Gene Ontology annotation, molecular function: zinc ion binding; DNA-binding transcription factor activity, RNA polymerase II-specific. The record is from RefSeq and is a predicted model, not a curated record.
AUGCCGCGUACUACAUUACGCAACUCGUGCGACCGCUGCCACAAGUCCAAAGUCAAGUGUGUGUAUGACUUUUCCGAAGGAUUCGGCUGCACGCGGUGCCGCACUCGGUGCCUGGAGUGCGUGCGCAGCCCCUGCAAGCCUUACGGCCGACGACCAGGCUCCAGGAACCAGCAAAACAAGCAAACCAAAGACGAGCCGAGCGCAUUGGACAACCGAGCGGCGGGGCCCACGUCCGCAUCGCUCCCACCAACCGCAUGGUCCGGAGGAACGACGACCAGGGCAACGGCGGCAACGACACCGCCGCCGCCGCCGACGACGACGACGACGAUGACAACGUCCCCACCGAGCCCCGACCGUACAUUCAGAGGAGGCCUUGAAACCGCUACUGCAGAGGGUCCAUUCCCCGAAACGCACCAAUGGCAGGCGCACCCGCACACCACCACUACCAAGCUAAGCGUCGCCGUCGCCGACACCGUCGACACCGACCAAUUGAUCAUCCCGCCGACCGACUGGCCGCUCACCAUCGCGUGCAGCAGCCUCAGCAGCAGCACCGGCUUCCUGCUGCUCCACCCCGCUUCCCCCGCCACGUCCGCAGCCUCCUCCUCCACCCUCGAAUCGCGCCAAGGCGUCGACGGCACCACCGCCCCCUCCUCCCCCUCUUCUGCCUCCUCCUCCCCUCCGACGGCCUCGACCCCCUCCUCCGAUACCCCCAUCUCCGAUACCCCCACCGACCCAUUUAAACGCCUCGGGCACGCCGCGUCCCCGCCCCUCCGCAGCAGCGGCUGCGGCUGCCCGUGCGCGCCCAGCCUCGCCACCGCCAUCGACCGCCUCUCACGAUGCAGCGGCGGCGGCGACGGUGGCCAGCUUGCCGCCGGCGCGGCUGAAGACGGCACGGCGUGUCUGGCACGGUUCGUCGAGUGCAGCCGCCGCCGGCACCGUCACCGGAUGCGUGACGGCGAGGGCGACGGCGACGAUGGCAGCAGCAGUUCAGCCGGGAUGCUCAUGUUGCUGCUGGCGGCGGCGUUUCUGGCGCAGAACGUCCUGGAUGUCGUCUGCGGCGAGGUGGUGAGGGUGAGGAGGGAGACGUACGGCGGCGGCGCGCUGCGGCGGCGGCGGGAGGUGCAUGUGCGGAUUGGCGGGUUCGACGACGACGACGACGACGACGACGACGGUGGUGCUGGGGAUGGGCGGUGGCGGUGGCGGGGUGUUUUGCUGGCGCUGGGGCGGCUGGAGCCGGUUGUGGAGGCGUUGGGUGGCUGUGUUGCGGAGGAGGAGGAGGAGGAGAAGGUGGACGAGGAUGAGGACGAGGUGCAGCAGCGGGACGAACGGGCGGGCCGGGGCGUGUGUGGGGUGGUGGUGAAGGCGGUGCGCAGGCGGUUCGGGGCCGUGCGUGAGGCGGCUGCAGAGGAGCUGCUGAGGGGGCGGCGCUGA